Drosophila gunungcola (fruit fly) is the source of this 1124-nucleotide messenger RNA. RefSeq names its product collagen alpha-2(XI) chain. Bases 182 to 970 code for a protein of 262 amino acids. Lineage: Eukaryota; Metazoa; Arthropoda; Insecta; Diptera; Drosophilidae. The record is from RefSeq and is a predicted model, not a curated record. The transcript has 2 exons.
GAACCAGUUUAGCACGCUGACCCAUUUUAAACUGGGCAGUUAAAAUUGAUUACCAACGAUAUGAAAACAAGUUGAUUGAACUUGGCCAUUACCAAGAACCUUUCUUCAGAUCUCUUAUCUUAGUAGAAGACUCUGGUAUAAAAGAGGCUGGCAGAAAUUAAAGAAUCAACAGUUGGCUAAUAUGAAUCGCAGAGUGCAAGUAUUGAUGAUCUUGGGACUGAUUUGCGGCUGCCAGGCACGUAUUCCCAACCUGCGUCGGGUUGUUGGAUCCGCUCGAAGUGGUUUAGAUGUGGACGUGGAGGAACCGAUUGGCCCUCAAAUUCUAAUCUAUUCACCUGGCGAUGCCAUGGCUAGAUCCGAUGACCAGGAGCCCAUCUUCCAGGAGCCGCAGAUCAGGGAGGAAGUUGCCGAAUCUGAACCGGAUAAGGACAGUCGUAAAGUGCCCGAUUAUCUCUACUCAAAUGCCAUUCCCAUGGUCAACGAUCAGAAUGUGAAGUACGUUGUACCUCAGGUGGCUGCCUAUCCCGUGGCCUAUGGCCCUCAAUUGAUCUCCAGCAAAAAUGGAAUCAACCAAGGAAACCAAGGAAAUGGUCUUUCCUACGUGGUUGUCCCACGUGUCCAAUUGGGUUUUAAUGUCCAAGGUCAGUCGGGUUUCAAUUGGCCAGGGCUCAAUCUGUUGCCCACAAAUCUGGGUAGUGAUUCGGCAGCCGCCGAGAAGGAGGAGCCCCUGCCACCCACUGCCUACAUUCCGAUUCCCGUGCCCGGUCCUCCUGGUCCACCCGGUCCACCUGGACCACGUGGACUGACUGGUCCCGCUGGUCCUCGGGGUCCUCGAGGUCCUGCCGGUGAAUCGGGCCUUAUUUCAGCUCAGAAACCUCAGAGCAUUUGGUACACCCAAACCGGCAGUAACAACAAUCAUAACAAUAAGCCCCAGUACAACCAGCCCUUUUCCGGUGGUUAUCAAAGUUAAAUAAAGAAAUAUGUGAACCAAAUAAAAAAUGGGAACAAAAAACAGUAAACAGCCUAAGCUGAAUUUAAUGGAUAUUUGUUUUUUCAUGUUACAAAUUUAAAAUUGUUUAAUGCAUAAUCAUGUGUUUUUCAAUAAAAAAAAAUCCAUCACUUUA